CGUUCCUCAGCGCCGUCUCUGUAAAAUUAGCGAAUACUGCAGUAAGAAGUGAGUGUGUAUGUGUGUGUGUAACGACCAAGAGGAGAGAUCCAGCGGGGAUUAAUAUUUGUAGAAUCCGACUCCUCUGCCGAGCUACAGACAUGGCAGCCAUUCGGAAGAAACUAGUGAUUGUCGGCGAUGGAGCUUGCGGGAAAACAUGUCUUCUCAUUGUUUUCAGUAAAGACCAGUUUCCUGAAGUCUACGUCCCAACAGUGUUUGAGAACUACAUCGCUGAUAUCGAGGUUGAUGGAAAACAGGUGGAGUUGGCAUUGUGGGAUACUGCAGGCCAAGAGGACUAUGACAGAUUGAGACCUCUCUCAUAUCCUGAUACAGACGUCAUCCUCAUGUGCUUCUCCAUCGACAGCCCUGACAGUUUAGAAAAUAUUCCGGAGAAGUGGACCCCUGAGGUGAAACAUUUCUGCCCCAAUGUUCCCAUCAUCCUGGUGGGGAACAAGAAGGACCUGAGGAAUGAUGAGCACACACGGAGAGAGCUCGCCAAGAUGAAGCAGGAGCCGGUAAAGACAGAAGAAGGCAGGGAUAUGGCCGGCAGGAUCAGUGCUUUCGGUUACUUGGAGUGCUCUGCUAAAACCAAGGAUGGCGUGCGGGAAGUGUUUGAGAUGGCCACUAGAGCGGCGCUGCAGGUCCGCAAGCGCAAGAAGAGAGGUGGCUGCACUCUGUUGUGAGCAGCUGGUGUAACCGCCCAGUCCAGACACCAAUCAACCGACCAGUAGAACAGGAGAAAACACACAAAAAGGACCGACCUUUUACCAAAUGGGAUCAUUGUACUGUAUCUUACAUAUCAUAGUAAGACAGGCAGAUGACUCAAACACACAUCUGAAGCAAAUAAUACAAGAAAUGGAUGGACUUCUAUAUGUCUAUAUUACAUCUGUGGUUAAUUGAUGUUUAAAGUUCCUUAUUGAUUUGCAUUUUUUUUUUCUGAAAUCUGUCAAAACAGUUUUCCGACUUGUUUUUCUUUAUAUUGUUACAUAACAAGGCAAUGAUAGAUGCACAUAUUUGUAUGCAAUAUUGUUCUCCACGAGCUUAGGCGAGCAGCGUCCCUCCUAGCGGCUUGUAUAAAAUCUUCUUGAGUUUUGUCCAAACUGUUGUUUUUAAUAAUGUUUCUGUUCAUCGUGGUAGCAGCUGUGCUAGAGAAUGAAAGUGGCUGGAGAUGUCUCUGACCAUAAGAGUUAGUGCCUUUUCUUAAGUUUGUUCACGACACGUACUUCUCAUGUUCGCCAUCCGGCUAAGAUUUUAGCUGAGGGCCUCCAUUGUACUGUAGCUCAUUUUACAGUGUUGUCACUCUGAAACCUGAGCAAAGCCAUAACUAAGGAUUUCAAUGGUGUUGACGACAGUCCCACCGGUUACUCCUUUCACUUUUGUUGAUGUAAGUCAUAAGUGUUUCCUCUGCUUUUGUCACGCUAAGGAUAACUGUAAUAUGAUGAAAGGAGUGAUCUUACCCUCACAUUUAGCUCAUUUUGAUUAAAAAAAAAAA
Molecule: messenger RNA, 1531 nt
Organism: Sphaeramia orbicularis (orbiculate cardinalfish)
Lineage: Eukaryota; Metazoa; Chordata; Actinopteri; Kurtiformes; Apogonidae
Product: rho-related GTP-binding protein RhoA-D-like
Exons: 5
Coding region: 141-722 (193 amino acids)
Biological process (GO): small GTPase-mediated signal transduction
Molecular function (GO): GTP binding; GTPase activity
Source: RefSeq, a predicted model, not a curated record